AUGUCUCGUUUAGAAGCUAAGAAGCCGUCGUCGUGUAAAACCGAACCAUUGACAAGUGAGAAAGUCAGGUCUACACUUUCUGUCUUGAAAGGAAUCAUAGCCUCAUGCUAUGGCCCUUCAGGGAGGCUGAAGCAGCUGCACAAUGGAUUGGGAGGUUGUGUGUGCACAACCUCACAGUCCUCAGCCCUGCUUCGAAACCUUUCAGUCACCCAUCCUGUAUUAAAGGUCCUAAUUUCAUCUGUGCAGAAUCACGUGUCCUGCUUCAGUGACUGCGGCUUAUUCACAGCCAUUCUGUGCUGCAACUUGAUUGAAAACAUUCAGAGAAUAGGUUUGACACCCAUGACUGCUGUUCAAUUAAAUAAAUACCUUUUGAGUGUCUGUACCAGUUAUCUCAAGUCUGAAGCCUGUAGUUGUCGAAUUCCUGUUGACUUCAGAAGUACACAUACCUUCCUCGGCUUGGUACACAGUAUCUUAACAAGCAAACCAGCCUGUAUGCUCACCAGAAAGGAAAUAGAUCACAUAGGUGCUUUGAUUUUGAAAGCUUUUUUGCUUACAAUUCCAGAAAGUACAGAACGAAUGGUUUUAGGGAAGAGUAUAAUUGUUCCCUUAAAGGGCCAAGGAGUUACAGAUUCUACUGUAUUACCUGGACUACUCAUCGAAGCAUCAGAAGUUCAAUUAAGGAGAUUGUUACCCACCAAAAAGUCAAGUGCCCUUAGGGUGGCACUCUUCUGUGCAUCUUUAUCUGGAGAUUUUUCUAAUGCUGGAGAAGGCACUGUGGUGGUCCAUAACAAAGUGUCCCUUGAGAAUGUAGUUUUAGAGCAGUUGCUUAAUCUAGGAAGGCAGCUAGUCGCUGACCACGUAGAUCUUGUCCUGUGCCAAAAAGUAAUACACCCAUCUCUGAAACAGUUCUUCAGCGAGCAUCACAUUAUUGCCAUCGACAGAGUUGGAGUGACUCUGAUGGAACCUCUGAGCAAAGUGACAGGAGCCAUGCCUAUUGGUUCCCUAGACCCAAUAGUUUCUACUGCUUAUGGAAGUGUGAAAGAUGUGUGCUCUGCAAGAUUUGGCUCCAAACAUUUUUUUCAUCUUCUUCCUAAUGAGGCGACUGUCUGCAGCUUGCUUCUCUGCAGCAGAAAUGACACUGCCUGGGAGGAACUGAAGCUCACAUGUCAAACAGCAAUGCAUGUCUUGCAGUUAACAGUCAAGGAACCAUGGGUGUUAUUGGGAGGUGGCUGUAUGGAAACACACUUGGCUGCAUAUAUCAGACACAAGGUUCAUAACAAGGCAGAAGAUAUUGUCAGAGAUGAUGGGUGUUCCCAGGCAGAGCUCCACAUUGCUGCUGAAGCAUUUUGCAGUGCUCUGGAGUCCGUUGCUAGCUGUUUGGAACAUGAUGGUGGUGAAAUCCUCAUUGACAUGAAGUAUGGACACUGUUGGUCAUGUCAAACAGAUUCCGCUUCUGUCAGUAACUGGCCAGAUACGCUGUCACGAUGUGGCUGUGGUUUGUACAACAGCCAGGAAGAGCUCAGCUGGUCUGUCUUAAGAAGCACUUAUCAUCCUUUUGUACCACAAACCUGCCUUCCACAGGCAGCUGUGGGCUUAGCCAGGGACCUGACUGUGGACUCUUUCACUGCCAAGCUGAGUGGCCUACAGGUGGCUGUAGAGACAGCCAAUUUGAUUUUAGAUCUUUCAUAUGUCAUUGAAGAUAAAAAUUAACAUAAGAACAUUCAUAUAUGUGUUAUGAAGCAAACUAGUUGAGGUGUCUAAGAGAGCAUUUUGGUCUCUCCAAAAAGCCUGUUCUCCAUAGGUGAAGAGAUGAUUUGUAAAAGUAUACUUGUAUACUUGUAUACUUGAGGAAAAUUAUGGUUGUUAAAUAGAAAUUUAAAGAUUAAUAAAAAUUCUUGAUGCCUUUGCAUUAUCA
Apodemus sylvaticus (European woodmouse) is the source of this 1915-nucleotide messenger RNA. It is a transcript of the gene Mkks, whose product is annotated as MKKS centrosomal shuttling protein. Gene Ontology annotation, molecular function: ATP binding. The transcript has 4 exons. Gene Ontology annotation, cellular component: nucleus; cytoplasm; kinociliary basal body. NCBI's taxonomy places the organism in Eukaryota, Metazoa, Chordata, Mammalia, Rodentia, Muridae. The record is from RefSeq and is a predicted model, not a curated record. Gene Ontology annotation, biological process: protein folding; cilium assembly; intracellular transport. The coding region runs from base 1 to 1710 and encodes 569 amino acids.